AUGAAAGAAGUCUGGAACAAAUUGUGCCCCCAAUUCGACGAUUGUUUUCAUGGCUUUAAGGGUGAUGACAUCGCCAAAGCCACGCAAGCUGUGGUCAAUAUUGGCAAUGCACUACAAUUGGACAUGGAUGAAAAUGAUGUUGCAGUGUUACCUGAGUCCCAUUCCAAGGAAUUGGGCAAUAAAGACCUUUCGGAGAUGCAGCAGAAAGCACAUGAGGAAGAAGAAUGGGACAUAAAAUCUCCAGAACCAAAAAAGUUUGUGAUGAAAGAGUUAGCCAAAGGUUUUCAUCUCGUUGAAGCAGCAAUGGGAAAGAUUGAGGAGCAAGAUCCUAACCCGGGCAGGUUCACAAAGGUUUACCAUGCAGUUACUGGGGCUCUCAGUGGCUACAAGGCCAUUUAUGAUGAGAAAAAGAAAACAGUGCUACAAAAAACCCUUGAUGACUACUUCGAGAAAGAAACUCCACAUUUCAUAAUCUCCAGUUCCAGCUCUGCAUCAGCCCCGCUCAAGAGCAGAGGGAUGAGUAGCUGUGCAGAGAACCUGAAGGGCUUCCUAGCCCGAGUAGAGGCUAAGGCAAGUCAGGAGAAGGGGCAGCUAGCUGAAGAAUUCCAGGAAAUCAGGGCUCGGACUGUAGCAUUCCAGCAACAGCAGGGCAUUUCUGUGGAAGCUGGGGGCCGGAAGGAGAAUAUCAAGAAGAACCGUUACAAAGACAUCUUGCCAUAUGAUCAGACCAGAGUUGUUCUGAACUUACUGGUGGAAGAAGGCCAAACAGACUACAUCAAUGCCAACUUCAUUCAGGGUGUGGAUAACAAGAGGUGCUACAUUGCAACCCAAGGACCUCUUGCUCACACAGUACUUGACUUCUGGAGGAUGAUUUGGCAAUACAGGGUGAAGGUGAUUGUCAUGGCUUGCCGGGAAGUGGAAAUGGGCAAGAAAAAGUGUGAACGCUAUUGGCCUUUGGCAGAGGAAACCUUGCACUUUGGGCCCUUUUCAGUGUCACAGGUCAAGGAACAGGAGCUCAAUCCUGAUGUCAUUCAGCGAAUGCUUUCUUUGACAUUUCAUCAGGAGGAACAUGUUAUUGCCCAUUUCCAGUACAUGGCCUGGCCAGACCGGGGCAUCCCAGACACUUACGGUCACUUCCUUGAUAUGAUUGAGUAUGUGAGAUGUAAGCAGGGUGAGGACACCGUACCCAUCUGUGUGCAUUGCAGUGCUGGCUGUGGCCGGACAGGUGUCAUCUGUACACUGGAUUAUAUACGGCAGUUGCUACUCAAACAGAGGAUCCCUCCUCAUUUCAACAUUUUUGAUAUCGUCUUACAAAUGAGGAAGCAGAGACCAGCUGCUGUUCAAACCCAGGAGCAGUACCAGUUUGUCUAUCAUGCUGUUACUGAAAUGUUCUGGGCUGCCCUGAACUUCUCUAACAAAAAGUAUGAAAACAUCAAAGAGAACAGUCUAUCGCUCUAUGACGACGCCCUCUCCCUCCGACACCCUGCGGCUCCCCUGCUCAAAAGAAGCACCAUCCUCCGGAGUAUCUCGGUGCCAGCUGAACCAACCCCCUCAGCACUUCCAGACUUGCCACCAAAACUCACCAGGAACAUGGGAGACACCUAUGCUGUGGUGAACAAAUUCCGGCAGAGCAAGGCGGGAGCAUCUCCUACCAGUGAGGCCAAACCUGAUUCAGAGCCACCCCAGUAUGCUGCCGUGAAGCCUUGGAACAGCAGUAUGCUCGACCCCGCAGCGAUUGACCCCACUGCCUUUGUGGGGUUACAGGCCAGCCACUCGCUACCUGGGAGUCCUGUACGGCGGCUGUCUCCCAGCACAGCCUGCGAUUACUCCAGCUGUAUCUCAUCUCUCUCAGGUGAUUCCAGUUCCAAAGCUGCCACCUCCCCUUCUCAAGCUAAUGGGACUGGAAAAACCCUCUUGAGAAAUCUGAUGCCCCCGGCUUUUACAUCAUCACCAGUGAAGAAAGCUCCACUAUCUCCCCGGACUCCCUCUGCGCAAACAUAUGAAGAAGUGGGUGAUACCACUCCCAGGGGCGGCUCAAAUGCUGUGGGGGUCCCUGCCAAUGCAAUGGGCUUUAACUUCCGCAUUGGGAAGCCCAAAGGACCCAGAGACCCUCCUGCUGAGUGGAGCCGAGAAUAGAUGCUUUGGAGAAAAUGAGAGACAAAAAGGGACACUGCUGCAGCCAUGGAGUGACAGGCUGGACUGGACUGCUUCGUGCUCACCCUGCGGGAGGGAGUGGAGGCACAAACUGAGCAGGUUGUCCUCCGGAGCCAUGGAGCACACUGGAGCAGCUGCAGUCACUACACCUCAGGAAUUUCUGAGCCAGAAGAGACCUCCGAGGGGUGGCAGUCACCGAAAGCGUCCAUUAGGAAACCAAGAUCCUUCCCUCAGCUUCUCUUCAGCAGAUUUUGAAUGGUUCUGGGGUCAGAGAAUAAACUUGGCUUUCAGAUUUU
Varanus komodoensis (Komodo dragon) is the source of this 2450-nucleotide messenger RNA. It is a transcript of the gene PTPN18, whose product is annotated as protein tyrosine phosphatase non-receptor type 18. Gene Ontology annotation, biological process: peptidyl-tyrosine dephosphorylation. Gene Ontology annotation, molecular function: non-membrane spanning protein tyrosine phosphatase activity. NCBI's taxonomy places the organism in Eukaryota, Metazoa, Chordata, Lepidosauria, Squamata, Varanidae. Gene Ontology annotation, cellular component: cytoplasm; nucleus. The record is from RefSeq and is a predicted model, not a curated record. Bases 1 to 2136 code for a protein of 711 amino acids. The transcript is spliced from 18 exons.